Capsicum annuum is the source of this 2196-nucleotide messenger RNA. Its product is annotated as protein TIC 214-like. Gene Ontology annotation, cellular component: membrane. The record is from RefSeq and is a predicted model, not a curated record. The transcript has a single exon. Bases 753 to 1895 code for a protein of 380 amino acids. Lineage: Eukaryota; Viridiplantae; Streptophyta; Magnoliopsida; Solanales; Solanaceae.
CAGAGCAAGUAUUAGUAGCAUAACAAAAAAGCCUUCCUCGUCAUUAAUAUCUUUGCUCGCGGCAAUUGUGACCUCUCGGGAGAAUCGAUGACUGCAUCUUUGAUGCAGUGCUAGUACAUCUGAGACUUCUUAAUUGGCUAGUUUUAAAUAGCCCCACCCCAGGGCUAUGGAACAAAGGAUUAUCUCGGACCUAGACCGAGGUAUUGAUGGUGAUUUUCUAAUCUCGCAGAACAGAAUGUGAUACGAUGAGAUAGAAUGCAAUAGAAACAAAGACAGGGAACGGGUUACCUACUGUUAACGGGCAAAGCGAGCCCCUUUAUUCUGAAUUAUUUAAUUCAGAAUCAAUCAAAUCUCCCUAAGUAGGAUUCGAACCUACGACCAAUCGGUUAACAGCCGACCGCUCUACCACUGAGCUACUGAGGAACAACAGGAGAUUCAAUCUCAUAGAGUUCAAUUCCUGUUCCCAACCCAUGACCAAUAUGAGCUCGAAGCUUCCUUCGUAACUCCCGAAACUUCUUCGUAAUGGCUCCCUUACAUGCCUCAUUUCAGAGGGAACCUCAAAGUGGCUCUAUUUCAUUAUAUUCCAUCCAUAUCCCAAUUCCACUCAUUUAAUAUCCCUUUGGUCUCAUUGACAUAACAGAUGUCGUUUCUAGUCUAUCUCUUUCUAUUUCUUUUCUAUAUAUGGAAAGUAAAAAAAUCAUCAUAUAAUAAUCCAGAAAUUGCAAUAGAAAAAGAAAUAAGGGAGGUUUGUGAUGAUUUUUCAAUCUUUUCUACUAGGUAAUCUAGUAUCCUUAUGCAUGAAGAUAAUCAAUUCGGUCGUUGUAGUAGGACUCUAUUAUGGAUUUCUGACCACAUUCUCCAUAGGGCCCUCUUAUCUCUUCCUUCUCCGAGCUCUGGUUAUGGAAGAAGGAACCGAGAAGAAGGUAUCAGCAACAACUGGUUUUAUUAUGGGACAGCUCAUGAUGUUCAUAUCGAUCUAUUAUGCACCUCUGCAUCUAGCAUUGGGUAGACCUCAUACAAUAACUGUCCUAGCUCUACCAUAUCUUUUGUUUCAUUUCUUCUGGAACAAUCACAAACACUUUUUUGAUUAUGGAUCUACUACCAGAAAUUCAAUGCGUAAUCUCAGCAUUCAAUGUGUAUUCCUGAAUAAUCUCAUUUUUCAAUUAUUCAACCAUUUCAUUUUACCAAGUUCAAUGUUAGCCAGAUUAGUCAACAUUUAUCUCUUUCGAUACAACAACAAGAUCUUAUUUGUAACAAGUGGUUUUGUUGGUUGGUUAAUUGGUCACAUUUUAUUCAUGAAAUGGCUUGGAUUGGUAUUAGUCUGGAUACGGCAAAAUCAUUCUAUUAGAUCGAAUAAGUACAUUCGAUCUAAUAAGUACCUUGUGUUAGAAUUGAGAAAUUCUAUGGCUCGGAUCUUUAGUAUUCUCUUAUUUAUUACCUGUGUCUACUAUUUAGGCAGAAUACCCUCACCCAUUCUUACUAAGAAACUGAAAGAAGCUAAGAAACUGAAAGAGGCCUCAAAAACAGAAGAAAAGGAGGAAAGUGAGGAAGAAAGAGAUGUAGAAACUGCUUCCGAAAUGAAGGGGACUAAACAGGAACAAGAGGGAUCCACUGAAGAAGAUCCUUAUCGUUCUCCUUCCUUUUUUCAAGAGGGAUCCACUGAAGAAGAUCCUUAUCCUUCUCCUUCCCCUUUUUCGGAAGAAGGGUCGGAUCCGGACAAAAUCGAUGAAACGGAAGAAAUUCGAGUGAAUGGAAAGGACAAAAUAAAGGAUAAAUUCCACUCUCACCUUACAGAGAGAGGCUAUAAAAAUAUUAAUACUAGUAAUUGUGAAAUUUAUGAUAAAAAAGAUUCUUAUCUGAAUUUGAUUCAAAAAUCAAAAAGUAGAAAAAAGUAAGUAAUAAACUAAUAAAAAGACGGAAACAUAAGCUAAAUACAAGAAGAGAUAAGAAGAGAUGCGUCCGCCCCCUAUAUAUUUGAUACCUUCUCCUACAAUGAAACUAAUAACCCCAACCCCGUUAGUCAUCCCAUCAAUUACUCGUCGAUCAAAAAAAUGAGUAAAUUCAGCUAAGCCUCUUAUCCCACCAACUAAGAAUCUUGUAUAAAAAGCAUCUAUGUAAGCACGAUUAUAUGACCAAUCAUAUAUGCCAUUUAUAAUUUUGUCCCACAGAAUUCUCUUAGGACCCUUUUUAACAAAA